AUGCCUCCAGUCCACCCCAGCCCCGGACACCUUCCCCCUGCCUCCAGUCCACCCAAGCCCCGGGACACCUUCACCCUACCUCCAGUCCACCCCAGCUCCGGACACCUUCCCCCUGCCUCCAGUCCUGACCCCCUCAACUUGCCUCAAGUUCAACCUGACCCCAAGCCUUGGACUCCCUCACUUGCUUCUAGUCCAGCCCAAGUUCCCUCAUCAUGCCUCCACCCAGCCUCCAAUCUCCCUCCAGUCCAUCCCCAGCCUCGGGUACCGAACAGCCCACACAAAUCUCUGCCUCAACCCUGCCUAAACCCCACCCUGCCUCAACCCCACCCUGCCUCAACCCCACUCUGCCUCAACCCCACCCUGCCUCAACCUCACUCUGCCUCAACCCCACUCUGCCUCAACCCCACUCUGCCUCAACCCCACUCUGCCUCAACCCCACUCUGCCCCCCGGACACCUUCUCUAUCCAGCCUCUACCCUUCUCUGCUACCUGCCAUGCGGUCCAUUUCAAACACCCUCACCCCACCAUGCCUCCCAUCCAUCCCAGGCCAUGGACACCCUGACCCCACCCUGCCUUCUGUCUAUUCCAGGCCCUGAACACCCUGAACCC
This is a messenger RNA of Salvelinus fontinalis (brook trout), 608 nucleotides long. RefSeq lists its product as uncharacterized. NCBI's taxonomy places the organism in Eukaryota, Metazoa, Chordata, Actinopteri, Salmoniformes, Salmonidae. The coding region runs from base 1 to 561 and encodes 186 amino acids. The transcript is spliced from 2 exons. The record is from RefSeq and is a predicted model, not a curated record.